This is a messenger RNA of Sesamum indicum (sesame), 3901 nucleotides long. NCBI's taxonomy places the organism in Eukaryota, Viridiplantae, Streptophyta, Magnoliopsida, Lamiales, Pedaliaceae. The record is from RefSeq and is a predicted model, not a curated record.
CCUUCCUCUCUGUUUAUCUUGUUUCUUCUUUACCCACUCGGAUAACGCACACCACCUCCUUUUUCCAAUGCCUUAAUUUUGUACUUUCUGUACAUACACAUAUAUCCCUAUCUAUUCCUUUUUUUCUCUAUUCCUCCUCCGAUUCAUUCAUUCAUUGAUUUACGCCUCUGCCACAGAUUAGGAGAAAGAUCGUUGAUGCAUGAAUUUCUCAACUGCACUUACUGCACCUUUUGGGAAUCUUAAACACAACUAGGACACUCAUAGGAUGGUUAGCCUAUCCUUUCUAUUUUUUGAUGCAGAUUUGUCAUUUUAUCCGACCUGUCCAAGGAGUAAACUUUUGGCUCAAGUUAAGACAGCAAAUGCUCUGUUGGGGACUCUUGUGAUAUAGAAUUUGAAUUGGGAAAAUGGCAGCUGAUCAGCGGAAAAAGCGUGUAAAUGCUGCCAGUUUGGUUGGCUGCACUUCCCGUGAACAAUAUAGGGUAAAUAGGAAAAAGUUGCUAGUUCAGCAGCAUGGUUUGGACAUGAGGCCUAACAUCACUCUUGAGUGGGAUAACAAGAGAAAAAGUGUUGUUUCAAAGAGGGAGCAGAUUGGUAUUAGACGGAGGCACUUGAUUCCGUUUAUUGAACCUGGUCCUCAAGCCCACAAUAUACUGGCUGAUGUCUUCUCUGUUCCUGAGGAGAUAUUUCAAUUAGAGAACCUCUCUGAGGUUCUCUCAUAUGAGGUCUGGCAGAAUCAUUUGUCUGGCAGCGAGAGAAGCUUUCUUUCACAAUUCCUACCUAAAGAACCUGAGGCAGAUACCAUUGUUCGAGAUUUGCUCGCUGGGGAUAACUUCCAUUUUGGAAAUCCUUUUGUUAAAUGGGGCGCUUCUCUCUGUUUUGGGAAACUUCAUCCCGAUUAUGUUCUUCAUGAGGAGCAGUCCCUCAAAGCCAGCAAGAAGGCAUACUACUUAGAUUUACAGAAGUAUCACAAUGAUAUGAUUGAGAGUUUGCAAACUUGGAAGGAAAGAUGGGUUGGUUGCCAGGAUGCUGAAGUGGACAUUAUGCAUAAUAUGUGGAGUUCUGGGAAGCAUGCUGAGCGAAUUAUGCCUCCAUCAGGGACUAGAUUCGAUGUUAAUGAAGAGUACGUCAUUGCCACUCCUGAGUCUUGUUCUUGGGCUAAUUCUGAGAUAGCUUAUAGUAGUGAUAACCAGAACUUGGGAAUGGUGCUUGGAGAAUCUCAAAGAAGAAAGGAUUUCUUGAACAAAAUCUCUGAUUAUUCCUCCAGUGGGCUAAAGCUGACUGCAGGAUCUAAAAAAGGAGAAAAGCCACAGAAGCGGAAUAUCCUCAAUGGUGAUGGGACCAAAUACAUGUCCUAUAUUAAGGUCAGCAAGGAACAACAUGAACGUGUUAAAAGCAGCAUAAAGCAUGCUGGUAAUAGCAUUCAGCCAAGGUCUCUAAAUAAUGUUUUAGGUAGCAUUGAUGUUCUAAAUGUACAACCAUUUGAAAGAUUUGAAGAAGAAGAGAGGAAAAAGCUGCAUGAACACUGGUUGAAAUUGGCAACUAUAGAUAUCCCAGCAGGUUUUGCUAACUGGAGAAAGAGUCAACUACAGACAAAAGAACUUGCAUUGGCCCUGGGUGAAGAGAUAGGAAAAAAGCUUGAGCACCAGAAGGCUGCUCUUCAUAAGGAGAAACAGGGUUCUCCAAAUAGACAGACAGAACUCUCAGAUGAUAGUGAAGAAGAAAUUUCACCUUCAAGCAUGAUUGAGGGUGUAGAGAGAGAGUUGUCUGAUGACUCGCUUCAAGAGCAGAGAGAUCAUGAUGAGGCAAUUCAGGAAAUGACAACAGGAAUAGAGGAUGAAAAGGACAUGAAAAGUGACUACAUAUUUGAGGAGCGAAUGCAUGAUGAUACAGAGAUGAUCGAAGCUGAGGAUGCUCCCCGACAUGUUUUCAUUCGGGAUCAUAAUCAAAAGCAGAUUCCUUCACUUGAUAAUAGCCCUAGGAACACUAUGAUAACGCCAUCUAGCCCUGGGUUUCUUCAGCAUCAGCAGCAAAUAAGUUCAUUUAAUAGUAAUCCUCACACCAACUCCGUGGAGAUGGAAUGUAAUAAUGCAGGUUCAAAAACUGAUGAAGAUCCUCCAACUGUGUCGGAGUACCCUGGAAAUAUGAACCAUGUGGAUAUUCCUGUCAGCAGGGGAGACACUCUCCCAGCUGCUAGCGAUGUUUGGCCGGCAGGUGAUGUUCAUGGUUCUUAUUAUCAAUCUACUGCCAUAAAUGCUGGAUAUGCCUCUGCUCAAGAGUUGUCGAUUGGGCACCCACAAUUUAUACAGGAGCAAACAGUGCGAAUGCUUGAUAUGCAAACGCACAGGCAGGAUAAAGAUGCUGGGAAGAAUAUGCUGCAUAGACAACCUGAAGAUAUCUCUUUCUUCAGUUCUUACUCUAACCAAGACCGAGGUGAACUGCUUCAAUCGCUCUUCAAGGGUCAGGGUAAUUUGUCAUAUCAUAAUCAACAAAAACAAUCAGGUAUAGAGUUCCAGCCUGCGCAUGAUCUAAUGAUGGAGGCAGGUCAAUUUCCUGGACACUUUAGGGAGCAGGUUCAUCCACCACUUUCUCUUGAUGUUAGGCAGAAGAGACUUAAUGAUCUAUUCAUGCAUCAGAACAUUCAGGAGAGUAUUUAUUCCGGAAGUCGAUUUGCUAUGCCUAGACAGGAUCACUUGCCCGUCAAUAUUCAUGAUUGGGCAACUGUCAAUACUGUACGCAUGCCAGUUCCCCCCCCAUCUCAUUUGAACAGUGGAGAGUUGAGUCAAAGCUGGUAUACUGGUGAGAAUGGAACCCGGGAUGGAUGGCCUUCUUUUGAGGUUGCUGUCGGUGUGAACCAUAGCCUGAGCAGUGGAAGUAACUCGGAUCAAACCCUAUUUAGUGUCCUAUCUGAAUGUAGUGAACUACGACCACGUGCUAGUUAUGAUUCAAUGGGCUCCACAGAACGAAUGGUCGAGGCUGGAAACUACAGUGGGAUUGGUGGAGGGAUUCCCUCAAGCAGCAAUUUCUUACAACAAUCACCUAACCCACUUAACUACUUGAGUGGCCAUGAGGCUGCUGGUGGUAUUAAGAUCAAUAACCUUGGGUGGACGGGAAUGCCACAGCAGAAUUCUGGAAUUCAGGAAUCCAUGGGUAAACCGUUCCUGAGGUCAUGGAAUCAGUGAAGAAAAGUAAGCAUGGAUGGAUGUUUGUUGCAUAGAAGAAUUUUGGAAUCUAUAGUCUGUCGGUAAACGGUUCUUGAGGUGGUCAAAAGAUAGCUUGCAUGGAGAAGUGUAGGGGCAACUUUGAAUGAUUGGUGCAAGAACAUUAGGAGAGAGCUGCAGAGAAUAUGCAAAGCUGCUCCCUCAGUGCACCUGGAUCUUGUAACAAAUUUUGUCUUUCAAGAGGUGACAGUGGGUUUUGUUUUCUUCAUUGUAGUGGGAUGGCGAAAGCCCGAAUAUGGCACAUUGUACAUACACAGCGCCAGUCUUGUGUACAUUAGUAGGGAGAUGGCGUAAGUUGUAGGGGAGUAGGGAUACACCGUGGGUGAAAUAUGAUGAUCUUACUGGGUUUUAGAUUUCUGUUUGGGUUGGGGAAGGCACAAAGAAUUGAUGGUUUUGGCAGGCGACAGUGAGUAUAGUAGAAAAGUGCUUCUAGUGAAAUAAAGCUUCUAAUUUUUUGAUCCUCUGAAGCCGGGAAAACAAAAAGAAAAAGCUCAGCAAUUUCAUUUUGCUGUACUUUUGUCUAGUUGAAUCCAAGAUAGCUGACAGAUUGGGAAAACAUUUGAAAGGUGGCAUUGGUCUCAACUGCAAGCAAUUUGUUUAUUGUGUUCCCCUGAACAUCACCAAGUUGUUGUAUGUAUGUACUUGAGAUCGUGAUUCCCUAAUGUAAGUAAAGUAUUCUUCUC